CUCCGUCCUUCUCCACAGCAUCCUUGCCUAGAGGAUCCCUCGUCAAUCCCCGUGCUUCUGUGCAAACGCGCUCCCACCGAGCGCCCCUUUCUGCGUCUUCGCGAGGCAGCUCUGCCUAUCUGCUCCGUCGUCCUGGGAGCUCCCCUGACUGGCUGAGGAAAGUCCACUGCUUUGAUUCCGUCUCCGCCCCCUCCCCCUCCCCUCUCCUCCCCCCCCGGAGCCGUGGCAUUCCCAGUGUUCAGGAAUGUGGCGAGCUGGCUUCUGGCCGGAGAAAGAAGGACCGGAGGAAGCGAAGGCGGAAAGUAGGUCUUCCCUGCCGCUGCUUCGCUUCUCCCGAUGCCUCUGCUCGACUGCCUGGUCUUUCCCCCUGGGAUCAGCCUCUCUCUUUAAAUGCACAGCGCAACCCUUGGCGAGCUGGUUGCCAACAACAACCACCCCAAAAUGCCCGAAGUCCCAGGCGCUGGAGAAUAGACGACCCGGGGCAGAGGCGUCCUCGCGCGAUUGGAUUUACAGGUGCUGGAGGGUUCCGGGGAGCUCUCCGAGGUGCUGAACACUCGGCAGCCUCUCCAAGAGCUCUCAGGCUGAACUCUCCCUUCCUCCGCUUUCCCUCCUGGAUUCCCUCAUGACUCGGACACGUUCGCUUGGGAGGAGGUUGUGAAUUCCUCACCAUAUCAUGGCCCGGAUUAGAUACCUGCGUGCAGCUGUCUCGGGAUUCUAUCUGUGGGAAGCUGCGGUGCUGCUCAGUUUGGUGGCCACGAAGGAAACAGACAGUGCAAGAUCACGCAGCAUGCCAAUGUCUCCAUCAGAUUUCCUGGAUAAAUUAAUGGGUAGGAUGUCUGGCUACGAUGCAAGAAUAAGACCGAACUUCAAAGGGCCUCCGGUAAAUGUGACAUGCAACAUCUUCAUAAACAGUUUUGGAUCCAUUGCAGAAACAACCAUGGAUUAUCGUGUGAACAUCUUUCUCCGUCAGAACUGGAAUGACCCCCGUCUUGCUUAUAGUGAAUAUCCAGAUGACUCUCUAGAUUUGGACCCAUCCAUGUUGGACUCUAUCUGGAAACCUGACUUGUUCUUUGCCAAUGAAAAAGGCGCCAAUUUUCAUGAAGUAACAACAGACAACAAAUUGCUACGGAUUUUUAAAAAUGGAAAUGUUCUCUAUUCCAUCAGAUUGACUUUAAUACUCUCCUGCCCAAUGGACCUCAAAAAUUUCCCAAUGGAUGUCCAAACAUGUAUCAUGCAGCUGGAAAGCUUUGGAUACACGAUGAACGAUCUCAUCUUUGAGUGGCAAGAAAAGGGAGCUGUCCAGGUGGCCGAUGGACUCACUUUGCCACAGUUUCUCUUGAAAGAAGAUAAAGAUUUAUGUUACUGCACCAAGCAUUACAACACAGGCAAGUUUACAUGCAUUGAAGUUCGAUUCCACCUUGAAAGGCAGAUGGGCUAUUAUCUCAUUCAAAUGUACAUACCCAGCCUCCUAAUUGUCAUACUUUCUUGGGUGUCGUUUUGGAUCAAUAUGGAUGCAGCACCAGCAAGAGUGGCUUUAGGAAUAACAACAGUUCUCACCAUGACAACACAGAGUUCAGGGUCACGGGCUUCCCUGCCAAAGGUCUCGUACGUCAAGGCUAUUGACAUCUGGAUGGCUGUAUGCCUGCUUUUUGUAUUCUCGGCACUUCUGGAAUAUGCAGCUGUAAACUUUGUGUCAAGGCAGCAUAAAGAACUUUUGAGAUUCCACCGAAAGAGGAAGAAGAACAAGUUUUAUGAGGGAGUGCUUGAUGGAAAUGAAAUCAAUGAAUCAUUGCGGCGUAGCAAUGGCUUGAGAAGUACAGAAUUCAUAGACGGGACUUUGCCUCAAAUCUACAAUAUAAAUUUAAGGGAUGAAGAUUCAAGAGAAAAUCGGUUCAGUUUUACAGGCUAUGGAAUGGGGCCGCAAUGUAUUCAAGCAAAAGAUGGAGUGGUUCCAAAAGCACCAAACAAUCCAGUUCAACCUGCACCAAAAAGCCCUGAAGACAUGAGGAAGGUAUUCAUUGAUCGGGCCAAGAAAAUUGACACCAUCUCCCGAGCCUGUUUCCCACUAGCCUUUCUGAUAUUCAACAUUUUUUACUGGGUCAUCUACAAAAUCGUUCGGCACGAGGACAUUCACCAAAAACAAGAUUAAGGUUUCCAGUGCUUAACGGUUCUGGUUCUCUAUUACUAUGGUACAAAUACCGAUUGGCUCAUAAAGGGCGUGGAGGGAAAAAAUCACAUUUGACUUGCUAUGCAAAGUCACAAAAGGAUAGAAGAGUGGAAUCCAAAGAAGCUACAGUAUCUGCUGCAACAGCGAUUCAACUUCUUAUUAGCUAAAAGUAGCCAGCUUUUGCAAAGAAAAACCACAACGUCCUAAAUUAAAACUCUACUGCCAAUGUGUUUAUAGAUGCUGUUCCAUAAUGGUGUAGUAUUUUCUGAUGUUUCUUGCAGCAAAGUGCCAUAUUAACAGAAAUGCUAUUCCACUUUAAAGUUUCCUUUAAACUUUAUAAGUCAAGAUUUGCCAUGGGGGGGGGUGUUUUAAAAAAGAAGUUUCCCUUUAAGUGACGAAGCACAUUUUCUAAAUUUAAAGACACUGCCAAUGUCUUUUAUAAUAAUAGCAUAUAUUAGGCUGCACAUUAAAGAGAGAAAUCUCAUAUAAAAUAUGUCAUAAUGACACAAUCCACAAACCACUUACUCUGUGAAACGCUGCUGGUGUUUCUGGUGAGGCUUCAGUUCUGCACUGGAAUAAGCAGUUUGUUGAUUGCUGGCCAUUUUAUAAAAAGAAAAAGUAUGCCUUGGCAAAAUUUCUCUGUGCAUUCAAAGCAGGAAACUGUCUAAUCACAUCCUUUACCAGUACAGAGAGUAUGACUCAGCAGGCUAGACCUUCUGUUGAGUAAACAGAUCACUUGCUUCUGGUAUUUACUCUAAAAUGUAACAUAGAUUCUACAUGAUAGGAUGUGAGGUCAGAUAUUCUGAGUCACUCAAAUGAGUAUUGUCACCUCCAGGGCCCUAGAGGGGGAGAGGAUUUUGUUCCAUGAAGGUUAAAUAUGCUUAAAGCUAUUGAAAUUAUGGGGCAGUGGUGCAUAUUUGAUUCUGUAAUAUAUACAUAAUAUACACUAGGAAGUUAGUGUCAUUGAAAUCAGUUCAACUUACUUCCAGGUAAACAUGCUGAAAAUCAUAUGUAGCUCCCAUUUAUUUUAACUGACUUUACAUACAUAUGUGCUGAACAACGUCAAAAGAAGUGCUAGAACAAAAUUGGGGGAAACGAAAACCUUCCUAUGAAAGUCAAAUUCUUUAGUAAAGAUACCGGAUAGCCAACUAUGGCAUUCUACUUGUGCAACUGACUGUCACUUGCACAAAUAGGAAUUGCUCUUGUUCCCUUCCCUCCCAAUUCCACCCACCCACCCACAUUUCCCAAUAUCUGCUCUGCGUAGUUGGGAAACCCUGAUUGGGGAUAGUUUGCAGGGCCACAGUGUGAAUGGUGGAAAUAGAAUGUAGCACACCUCCUGGUACGAUAUUUCAUCUAGGUAUUUAAAUUAAGGAAAUUUAUUUCCUUUUUCUAGAAUUGCACAGCCCUUUAAAUUAAUUCUCUCAAUAAUUAUAUAUUAUUCUAUAGGCUUAAAAGAAAAUAUAGAAUAGAACUUUGCACCUAGAAGCUGUUUUUUGUUUCUUCGGACAGUUCUCAUCAGCAAAGACAGAAUAUAUUUGCUCUACAGCAUAUCUAAUGCAGUGGAAUGAUAUAUGUUCUGAAAGUGUGCCAACAGAAAACCACAAGAGUUUAUUGUUGAACACCAGAGAGGAGAGAGAAAACAUGCUGCUUUGUAGGAAAAAGAAAAUCAAAGCUGAAGUUUUACUUUGAUUUUUAAAUAAGAACAAAUGUGAUACAGGACUAUUUCCGUAAUGUGUCUGUUAUAGAAAUAUUUACUAAGAUGACUUUAAAAAGGGAAAAAGGGGGGAAAGCAAAUUUGAUUUAAAUAGAUCCAUUUAAGUAUGGGUGGGUGGAAACCAUAUGCAAAUUGUGCCCUUUGUCAAAAACAGCUUCUAUAUUGGUGUCGGGAGAUAUUUUCUUGAGCAAGUACUUUCAAACAAUUGAUUCCCAAUGCAAAACUUGAGGUGGCAUGGCCAGUCUGUGAGGACUGUGCUAUCUCAGUUAUACAUUUCUGAAUCUGCCUUCAGUGUGAUCAAUACAAAGGUUAAGGAUUAAAAAUGCGUUGUUAAAUCUAAGUAAAUAUUCGUGCAAAUGAAUUUUGUACAAUUUCUGAACAUAACAGAAUUCUACAGACACUCUAGGGCUAUGAAUAGGAAAAAAGGGGGAGCCUUUCAGAUUUCUUUCCAGUAUUCACAGAUUGUGCGGCCAUACUAUUUUGGUAACUCAACAUAAAAAGUUAGGCAUGCCUAUUGAGGAAACGAAUGGCUUGAGAUAAUUUCUAUUUGAACAGGAUGAGGUGCCUAAUCUAUGGGAAAGGUGGUGAGUUUGAAAGAGUGGAGGCAAGCAGCCCUACAGAGAAAAUACAGUAUUUCCCAGUUCAUAAGCCGUGAGUGUGAUACUAAGAUAUAUCCUUUAACCUGGCCUAGGGGAAUGUUCUGCACAAAGCAUUAUAAACUAAGUUUUAACUUUUACUCACAAAAUUAUUUUUUCAUUGAAUAUAGAGUGCAGGUAAUGGGAUAAAGUUGGGGCAUAACAGCAUAUCGUCAAAUUCAUUUCACUUCUUUACAAUGCAGAAUGAUAAAGGAAGGUUUUGUGUUGUCUCAUGCCACCAAAAAAUACCAGCAACCCACUAGUGCCUAUUUUAUUAAGUCUAAAAUACCAGCAGGCAUAUGACAACCUAUCACACAAAUAAAUCCAGGAAUGGUGUUGCAGACCCUGUCAGACAAACUAAUGCUUCUUACGGAUUUAGUGCACUGUUACAAAACCCCCAGUGAUUUUAGCAAAGUGACAAAAUUAGCAAACAUGUUUCCCCUGUAUUCAGGUUACUGCAGGCUCUAUGUUAAAUACACCCUAUAGUGCUACGGCUGGGACUGAGAUGAACUAUAAGCCACUGCAAAAUUCUGGGGUGAAUUAGGACAUAUUCAGUGUGUGAAAUCCCCAGCAGGGGGGAGAAUCCAAUUUACACCAAUUUUGUUAUUCAUGGCUGCUCACAGUCAUGAUUAUAAGAACCAUUUGCCAGAAAAUUGGAAGAUCUCCAGCAAAUUGCCAGAAGAUAAUGAAGCAUCCCCACAUUUCCUAGUCAAAUGGACAUUCCUUCCUAUCUUCAAUCACUGUCGUGCAGGCAGCAAAGUACAGAAAGUCAGAGAAGUGUAUCUGCAUUGCCUAGGCAACUGGGCAACACUUUUGAUCUGAUGUCACUGUUUUGCAACAUGGUGAUCAUUAUUUUGCCUGUGAACAAACCCAGAAGAAAUUAGUGUUGGAAGUCAUGGAUAAGGGAGGAGGCAGAGACACCAGAAUGGCUGAACUUUAUGCCCCUCCACACACA
Messenger RNA from Podarcis muralis (Common wall lizard), 5471 nucleotides. Lineage: Eukaryota; Metazoa; Chordata; Lepidosauria; Squamata; Lacertidae. The record is from RefSeq and is a predicted model, not a curated record.